UACUCAUUUUUAUCUUACAGUUAUGAUCAUGUAUUGCCGUCGGCUAACUGUAGAGUUCAUGCACUACGUUAUAGCAGCAAAGGCACUCAGGAAAGUUUUUAUUUCAAUCAAGGGAUACUACUAUCAAGCUGAUAUCAUGGGACAGACUGUUACAUGGAUUGUACCACAUCCUUUCAGACCUGAGAACACUACAGAAGUUGACUUCAACAUAAUGAAACUGUUCACAGAAUUUUACAUCUGUAUGUUGGGUUUUGUCAAUUACAGACUUUACCAGAGUUUGAACUUGUUUUAUCCACCCAAGUUAGCUGCAGAGGAAGAAAAAGAAACUCAAGAGACUGAGGCUGAAGAUCGUGGUGAAAAUGAGCUCGAGAAGGUUCUUAUCAGUGAGCGGAUUGCCUGUUUGAACUUGAAUUUACGGAAGAACAAAGAGGAGGAAGAUGAAGGAGAGACCUUGGACAUGCAUCUAUUGGAAGAAAGUGUGCAGAAUGUGAAAAUGGCAAUGGAUGAAGAGGAAAAGCUAAACAAAUUCAAGAAUCUUUUCAAGAAUAUGAAAUUCUUUUUGGGGAGGGAAACUAACAUGGAGUCACUCACCUUUGUUAUCAAAUCUUUUGGUGGACAGGUGUCAUGGGACGAAGCUGUUGUGAAGGUUUCUAUGUACCCAGAAUCAGAUGAAACCAUCACACAUCAGAUUACUGAUCGUCCAAAUGUGGAGAGAAAAUAUCUCUCAAGGUAUUAUGUGCAACCUCAGUGGAUUUACGACUGUAUCAAUGAUCGGAUGUUCUUGCCAGUUCAAGAUUAUUUCCCCAGGAGUAACCUUCCUCCUCAAAUGUCACCAUUUGACAUUGUUACUGAUCUUUAUGUUCCUCCCGAGAAGGGAAAAGCUGAAGCAAUGAAAAGAGGUGAUAUUCCAGUUCAUGCAUUCCCCUCAAGCAUGAACAGCAGUGAUGAGGAGUCAGAUCAUGAAAUAGUAGAUGCGGUGAUGAGGAAGCUGAAGUGGAUGUGCCAGAAGAAGAGGGAGCCUGGAAAUGCAGAAGAAGAGAAAGAACCAGGUGAGGACAGUGAUAAGAAUGAAAGUUAUCAUUAA
This is a messenger RNA of Macrobrachium nipponense, 1084 nucleotides long. Its product is annotated as pescadillo homolog. The transcript has 7 exons. Bases 23 to 1084 code for a protein of 353 amino acids. Gene Ontology annotation, cellular component: PeBoW complex; nucleolus. Gene Ontology annotation, biological process: ribosome biogenesis; maturation of LSU-rRNA from tricistronic rRNA transcript (SSU-rRNA, 5.8S rRNA, LSU-rRNA). The record is from RefSeq and is a predicted model, not a curated record. Gene Ontology annotation, molecular function: RNA binding. Lineage: Eukaryota; Metazoa; Arthropoda; Malacostraca; Decapoda; Palaemonidae.